This is a messenger RNA of Liolophura sinensis, 4418 nucleotides long. RefSeq lists its product as uncharacterized. The coding region runs from base 665 to 2713 and encodes 682 amino acids. The record is from RefSeq and is a predicted model, not a curated record. The transcript is spliced from 2 exons. NCBI's taxonomy places the organism in Eukaryota, Metazoa, Mollusca, Polyplacophora, Chitonida, Chitonidae.
UUUAAUUUCUAGGUUGCCCCAGGUGACCUUCCGCAUUAUGUUUCCCUGUACAAUGAAUGACUUAUUAUAACACCCGAGUAUAGAUCAGUGAUAGGAUGUGUCGUAAAGAAACAGGUGGCAAAAUCCUUCACAGGCCCCCUGCAUUACAAGCGCAUCGAUCCGAAACGCUGCCCAGUUAUUGCAGUGUUACAACGAUAAAGGCGAGUUCUAGCGGCCUAAUACCAGCAGAGCGGUGGGACGCAUUCAGCUGUGUUAGGGAUAGGGUGUGAGAAGCCUGGGUGUGAGAUCUGUAGCAGUGUAUGUGGGAGUCAUACGGUCACCCAGUGUUCACCUGUGCUUUUAAGACAAGAGCCUAGAGAGACGGGCGACGUCGAUGCCCCGUGUAUUCCCCGAUCACAAACAAGCAGGACCGAUUCGCACUCUUCUGCACUCUCAAUUCUCUCUGCCUGAACCGUUCAGCUGUGGGGUUUACCUUCACAUACCUGUGCUGUCCAUGACCGUCGAUCCCGCCCUACACACGCGCACCUGCCCGCCAAGGUGCGUCUCCCAGACAGCGUCAUUUAAACCCAACACCAGUGCAAAUCUGGCGGCUGGUUAACAGUUAACCCACGUCUCAGGCGGUAGCCGCUACGACGCAGGUGGCAAGUACAACACGAUUGGCGGCAUGGCGGCUAACAUGAUUGAGGAGUACACCUUCAAGGUGGAAUAUCUGGGGAGCCUGAUGCUGAGCAAAACGGCCACGGGCUUGGCCGCCAUUCAGAAACCGCUACGAGAACUUUACCUGAACAACAUCCGGAAAAGCGACACGAAAAUCCAAGCUCAGGAGAGAACCAUCAAAGUUCGGCCGGAAGGGAUUCUCAUGAUCUUCAAAGACUCUUCCGGCAGUGGUCAGGCCAAACACGUUUUUUACGAAAUGUCCUCGAUUCACUUUAAGGAUUCUGUGACCUUCGUGACCCGCCGGGGAUCCGACAAAAAGCUGAGAGGCGGUUUCGAACCAUUGGAGGAACACCGGCGUGGAAGCGCUGACGGCUUUUUCACAAUGCUGGACAAGAAGUUUUACUACCUCUCCGACAAGCGCCACCCCGCUCUCUUUGUCUGCGUCAUGAGGCGACCUUUAGGUGUCAAAGCCUUAGACUGUCACGUGUUUGUCAUGGCCAAUCACAAAGAGGCUGUGCAGAUCGUGGAUAUCAUUAACCAGCUGCAGUGUAAAGAAGUGGCUUCUGUUCACGAGAGCUCCAAAACUCUGCCCUAUCAUCAGAGCGGAGGAAACGGAGUAGAAAUAACCAAAUUACCCGCCUUCAGACCGACCGACCAUCCCGCUCAACAAACCACUGGUCAGCGUUACGAGUUGCGAGACGAAUUCUUCCGGCCGAACGCCUAUGACGCCUAUAACUCCGACAACAGACAAAAGUACCGGAACUCAAGUGACACCAGGUCAAACCUGUCCAACGAGGUCAGUAUGCAGCCGUCCGGAGUGACGGUAUUCCACAACACCGUGGAUGAUUUCGGCAGGCCCACCCAGCCUGAUCGUGAAGACGCCGUUAGGUUGAGACAUCCCGGGAACCGCAAUCUGAACACGUCUUUCGACGACAGGAAGUACCUGAGCGUGAACACUUCCUUCGACGACGACAAAAGAAGGCCUAACGGGAAUUUGUCCUUCGACGAAACCAGACGUCCGUUUUCAAUGUUCCAAGAAGGUUAUGACAGACGCGCAGAGGUUGUGUCGAGCCCCCCGGGCUACGGGCAACGUUAUUCUCCGGACGACUCAGCGCUGGGCGGCAGAUCCCCUGUGGGAGGGAGGGGAAACCUAUCCACACCGAUCAAUCGGUCGCUAUCGCCCAUCCCUAGGACGGCCCCAAAACCAGACCGAAACUCACAGCCUGUGUCCCCGAUUUCGAAAGGAAACCCGUCGACAACGCCGUCCUCACCGGGAUGGGGACCGGUGGCAUCGAUGUCUAACCUAGAGAGUAGACAGGAACUGGAGAGAGGUAAGCGUAUCAGCGAUCCUCCAGUCAGCGAGGUCCAAGAGGAAAAGUCUAGACCCAUUGCCAAAGUUCCGCCUCAUUUAGUGGCCGGUGUUAAAGUGCUUCCCACGGAAUUCAAAGUGCCACUAAGGAAAACAAGUCCCCAAGCGUCCCCGCGGUGCGAGGAUCCUAACCGCUAUAACAAUCUCUCCGUCAACCCCAACUACGACGACGAUUACCGACUGAAGGGAGAUUACCCGAUGAAAAACAACCACGACAACCGCAACGAGUUUCAGUACAACAACUACAACAAUCAACACAACAGCCAACAACAAAGCCACAAUCGAAACAACAGCUCUGGUAACUAUGGAGAUCACGGUUACAAAGAGAUCCCGUACAACCACGGCGGUCCCGGCAACCAUUCUUUCCAGGGCGUUGGUUCAUCACCGAAGGGCUACAGGGAUCAGUCGUACAACUACAACAAAGCACCGCCUUACGACAAUCCUCCUCAUCAUCAGGGAAACCGGUUCAAUGACUCUCAAGAAUGGGGCUAUAGAGAAGGGCCAUACAGGGGACAGGGAUACGGGAGCCGGGGGGAGCCCAUCCGGGAUCCUGCCACGGGAGAGAUGGACAAGCCUCCUGGGUCACUAAAGGACAAAGAAAUAGCCUCCCUUGUGUCUAACAUAUAUAUAGGCCCCAACUCCAACGUGGACACGAACUUUGAGCAGUCCCUUGGGUACUAUCCUUAAUGAACUCCUAUGAGGUCAACAUAGCUCUCACACGGGACUUGCCCAUAACUUUGAGGUGCUAACCAUAAUUAUUUCGGAUACUACCCUUGACAUCAUUUCGGACGUUCCUAUAAAUCAUGAAAGCGCUAUAGUGAACUUUGUCAGAUGGCCUCCAUUGUUAAUGAGCGCAGGUAGAGUGUGUCACCAUCGUUUUUGUGACAGCAGGGUGUGAUUCUGACAAUGUGCAAAUGUGAUAAAUGUGUGUCUCUGUGUAGACUGAUCAUUUGUUGUACGCUGUCGCUGAAACAGAUUCCGUACAGAUAUACAUCAUCCACGGAACAGAGAGUGUGAAAGAACACCUAAACUGUGGUAAAUCGACUGUAACUUGGUGCCUGUUAUGGAUUGUUCACAAAGCAUACAGAGCCGGUUCCCUCUCAGACACGUGCCACUAUCUGAGUAGUAUCCAACGUGGUCCUGUUGUAGCAUAAUGUGACGUACCACAGCCGUGUAACCUAUGAAUUGCCUGCUCGGUCUAAGGGUGAGCGGGAUUUAAACUGGUGUGUGCUGGCAAACAGGGUUCAAACUGGUGUGCUGGCAAGCGAUGGAGACUCAAACUGCUGUGUUGGCGAGCAGGAUUCAGACUACUGUGUUGGUGAGCAGGAUUCAAACUGCUCCUUUGGCGAGCAGGAUUCAAACUGGUAUGUCUGCCUGAAUGCCAAAUUAAGCUUGGACCACAAGGCGGCGUCGUAGACGUGAACAAUAUAACAGUUCAGACAGCGUUUGCUUUGUGUUCCAUGUACUCUCCAUUAACAAUAUUGAUAACCACAAAACCUAGAAAAACCCCUACGAGAGCCUCGUGCUUGAGUUCUUUCCUGGAUGACUGCUCCAUCUUCGUUAAACGGAUUGAAUUUAUGUUAAAAUUCUCUUGUGAGAAGUUCAUAUGACGAGAAUUUCAUUCCACAGAAUCUGGAAGUUUUAUCUGGGAGUAAGCUUAUUGCUUUCGUCAGCUCUUGGAACGAGAAAACCUGAUAAGAGUUAUUAUCUGCUUAAGACUCAUAGUUUUGCAUGGGUUCAAUAAUAAUAAUGAAGUGAAGGCAUCACCACGUAAAUGUAACAAACGUUUCACAAGCUUUCAAUCCACAUGCCGGGAUCAUUAUAAAGUCGAGAUAAUGAUCUUGGCAUGUGGAUCGAAAGCUUGUGAAACCUUUGUUACGUUUACGUGGGGAUACCUUGACUUAGUAGAACAUAACGGGGCUUUAUUUUACAAUCAUACAUUGGCAGUAUAAAGUACCCUUUAUACUAUAAAGUGUAUAAAGUGUUUCAUCACUUAACCUUGCACAAAACAGCAACAAACUUGUGCAUUUACAAAUAACUCUAUUCAAUACAAAUUUCAUAAGGAAUACUUUAUCAGGAUGACCCAGUUCAAAACAGUACUAUUUUGUGCUAUAUAUAUAUAUUUCCUUUACAAAUAAGAAUCGUCAAUUACUGGUGUUUUUAAACGCAAUAAGAAGUAAUUACUUUGCAAACAACACAAGCAAUUAUUGUUAUAAUUGGCUAGGAUUGAUUGCGGGUGAAUGUUGAGUUACAGUAUACUUAGCCUAAAUCAUUAUACUUCCAAAACUAUCGUGAAGGCGAUCUGAUCCCCGGGAUGUGAUAAUAUACUUGUACACACAAUACAGCUCUUGUCAUAAUGCCUUUGUGCUCAUGUUGCAGUUAAGCAUAUGUA